Messenger RNA from Triticum aestivum (bread wheat), 1284 nucleotides. RefSeq names its product GDSL esterase/lipase At1g28600-like. The transcript has 5 exons. The record is from RefSeq and is a predicted model, not a curated record. Gene Ontology annotation, molecular function: hydrolase activity, acting on ester bonds. Lineage: Eukaryota; Viridiplantae; Streptophyta; Magnoliopsida; Poales; Poaceae. Bases 277 to 1059 code for a protein of 260 amino acids.
GCAGCGGCCGGCGGCGGUACUCCGCGGUACAACGCCAUCUUCAACCUGGGCGACUCGACGUCGGACACCGGCAACAUCUGCCCCCGGGGCCGGCACGAGCCGGCCGGCGUGCUGGGCAUCUUCGCCCGCAUCCCCUACGGCAUCACCUACUUCGGCAAGCCCAGCUGCCGCUGCUGCGACGGCCGCCUCAACGUCGACUUCCUCGCGCAAGCGUUAGGGCUGCCGCUCCUCCCGCCGUCCAAGGCGCGCGGCGAGGACUUCCGGCGGGGCGCCAACAUGGCCAUGAUCGGCGGCACCGCGCGCGACUACAGCGGCAGCAGCAUGUUCACCGGCUACGGCGUGCACCUCGACGGCUCCAUGGACAGCCAGAUGGAGGCCCUCCGCCGGCUGCUGCCUUCCAUCUGCGGGACACGGCAGAGUUGCAAGGAGUAUUUGGCCAAGUCCCUGUUUGUGUUUCAGUUGGGGGAGAACGACUACAACAUCCAGCUGGUGAAUGGGUCCACGGUGCACGAGGCAAGAAAGAGCAUACCCAGCAUAGUCAACACCAUCACAUCCGGCGUAGAGAAAUUAAUCGCUCUCGGCGCGGUUGACAUCGUGGUGUCAAACGUUGCUCCCAUGGGGUGCUACCCGCUAUACCUAAACUUCUUUGAGAGCUCCGACAAGGAUGACUACAACGAGUACGGGUGCCUGAGAAACCACAACGCCUUGUUUGAUAGGCACAACUCUUUCCUCAAGAACGGGCUCAAAAAGCUUCAAAAGAAGCAUCAACACACAAGGAUCAUGCAUGCUGACCUCGCGAGCCACGUCUACCAAAUGGUGCAGGAUCCCAAAAGGUUUGGCUUUGGUAUUGAGACCAUACUUAUGGGAUGUUGUGGAAAGGCCAAUGCGCCAAACGGAUUUGAUCUGCUUGCAAUGUGCGGGAUGGAUGGCUCGAGCAUCUGCCGUGACCCGGGCAGCCACCUAACCUGGGACGGUAUGCACCUUAGCGACGCUGCCAACAAACUGAUCACCGAGGGCUGGCUAAGUGGCAUGUACUGCAACCCAUCGAUUCUGCAGUGAAGCUCCUUGCCAAAAUGUGUACAUAGAUACACGCACACACGGGCAAACUUUUAUAGAACUAUGCGCACUUGUACCCCAAAGUUUGAAAUAAUAUUGAAAUAUGUUAUAUGUUAUAUUGAAAUAUGUUAUAUUAUUUGUGGGGUUAGAUGCAUCUUGUAUUUGUGAAGUAUUAAGAAUAUAGUUGUAUUUUUAUAAAGUAUUAAGAAUAAAGUUGUAUUUAUAUGA